CAACACCACAGUUAUGUAGAACUAUGUAGAAACUGAAUCUGCAGUUUGAAGUUUGCUGCUUUGGUCACUGGUGUGUUUCCGAUGAACCAGUGGAAAAGUACCACUUCCUCCCUCAUCGCUUCACCCUCACCCUGCUACACUCGGGUCUGUCCGGUGUGUCCUCCGCUCACCCACAGUCGUGUCCUCCCCUGUGAGAGAAGCAGCGUGUGUACACCCCCACUCUCCCUCUCUCUCUCUCUUUCACUCACUCUGCUCCGCAUGGUCCCAGUCUGGCGCCUCCCGUUGCGCACAGCCACAGCGCAGAUGCCAACAACCUCGCCAAGCGCGCUCCGGAUUUCUCCCGACCUCAGGACGCCUGCUCAGACAGAUGGAUGCAACUCUACCACCCAACAUGCUCUUGACUUCCUAAGGAGCAGCAGGAGUAAGGACGAGUGUUGAUGCGCAACGUCGAGCGGUUUUACGCACGGUGCAGGAGCAGAAGCCUUUGGGCUCUUUGACCGGACAACUGGCAUUACGUGGAUUUCUUCACCUGCCCUCACUUAUGGUGAUGCCUCCCACACUUUGAGCUCUACUAAGUUGCUCUCCCCCUUUCUCAUCCCUCUCCCAAACUUCGCUCAGCGGAGCGUUCUGACAGGAUGGGACCGCAGACCAGGACAGCUCUGUGCAAACACACGCUUCUGUGGUUCGUUGUAGCCUCUCAGUGUGUGUCGUCGCAGGGAUGCGGACCCCACUACGAGUACGCCAUCGAGGAGUUCUGCCUCGCCAAGUUCAGGUUGGACAUGCAAGAGCUGGAUCAGGGACACUGGUGUAGCUGGGAUGACACAGUCGAGCUGUACGGUGACCUGACCAACUGCACCUACCUGGUGGCGCUGAAGAUGGAGUGCUUCUGGCCCACCCGCCUGGUGGACGAGUUCUUCAUCCGGGUGCACAAGCAUUACUUCCACGACUGCUCGCUCUCGGGACGGCUCCUCAGGGACCCGCCAAACCGCAUCCUGGGACCCUUCAUCGUGGUGCCCAUCCUGGUCACGCUUCUCAUGACUGGCCUGGUGGUGUGGAGGAGCAAACGCAGCGAGGGGAUUAUGUAGUGAACAGAGUGAUGCGGGGUGGGGGUGGGGGUCACAAGACUCGAGACAAGAGGUACUUUUUUCCACCAUUCUCACCUGCAGCGACCAAAGGAUGUGGUAAUGUUUGGAAAACGGGUGUUCGAUAUAGGACCAGAAUCACUACAACAUGGACGUGCAGUUUGGAGCGAAAUUAAAUGAUUUUAAAUUCAGGUCCUGCCUCAGCGCUUCAACACGUCUUCACUGAUAUGAAGCCUGUGCGGCUCAAAUUAUUUAAUUUCUAUCGACAAGGAGCUGAACUACUCUCCUGAAUCUAAUCUGGACCCGAGCACUGGUGGAGAGAUUCUCGAAUAUAAGAAAAAAAAUAAACUUUAUUGAGAGACACUGCCUCAAAGAGUUUUUGGGAUGUGGUGGUGAUACGACAACACACACAAGAAUUCAACAACUGUUUUUUGGGGGAAAUAACCAUCACCUACUUCAGCAAACAGGAGAAAAUGCAGAACUGUCCAUGAGAUCAGUUUCAAACUCUGACCAGGACACAACAAGACAGUUACUCUGACCUCGUCUAGGGAACACAGGGACAUCAGAUUGUGUAUAUAUGUAUAUGUACACUGUAAAUGGACAUGACAUCUGUCAGUGGAUUAUCAGAAUGUCUUUGGAACACAACCAUUCAUUUCUCUCUUUCUGUGUGAUGUUUGGAUACAUUUAUUUUAAAAAGAUGUGUAUUACUGUACAUUUGAAUUAUAUUCCUAUAUAUUAUAUAAUCAUUCAGAUGGUUCACUGUGGAACUGUGGUGGGAGAAGAAAUAGUUUUCAUCUCCUCUGCUCAUAUCAAGCACCCAUGGUCUCAUCUCUCCACCUGCAGCUCUCUCUCUCUCUCUCUCUCUCUCUCCUGAAGGAAACGCAGAGAGGCUCUUCCACAGCUUCACGGAACUAGCUGGACAAAAGGCAGAAGAUAACAAUGUCACACACCGAUGAUUGGUAGAUGCUGUGUUCCGGAGACAGGCACGCGGAGACGGUCACCGCGCAGGGGUCACGGCCCCAAUUUGGUCCGGCAGUUAUGAUGUUGUGUUGUGCAGUUUCCAUCCGUCCAUCACCAAGGAAACUAAGACGGAGAAACCCCAAACUAUAUAAAGUUUGGGGGACUGCAGACAGUUAAUUAACCAUUAACUCCUCUGUCAUGGAGGUUGUUUACCAUACAGAAAUAAAAUAAUCGCCCCCAAAAAAUAACCAGACUGAUUUGCAUCUGAUGCGAGAAUGAAAGAGAACAAACAGUCAGAAACUCACAGUGGAAAAAAACGACAUUUUCAUCUUAAGAAAGGAGAUCAAACAACGCAUAAAGUCAGCCAACGCACAUCGCUGCAGAAUGCUGCCAUAGCCUCUAGCAGAGUUCGUGUAUCAUAGACCUGAGGUUUCUAUUGAUUUAUGAUCUCCCUGUGUGGUAAAGUGUGCAGUGUGAACUGUUCCCUCAUUGAUAUUUUUGAAUGCUCUCUCCCCUUUAUAGAUUCAUUGACCUGUAACCUGCCUGUCAGCGGAACACACUUUAAAACACACACCCACACUUCCCCAGCAGGAUCUUACUUUGUACUUUGUGCCAAAAGCUCUUUGAAAACCGCAGGAAACGUUGGCUUUGAAAGGUUGAAUUCCUUUUUUGUUUUGGAUUUUGGUGGGGUGACUUCUAAUGAUUGAAUUUUAAAAUCUAUGAUCAUGGAGUUCAAUAAAAAUGUCUGAUUAAUGUG
Hippoglossus stenolepis (Pacific halibut) is the source of this 2799-nucleotide messenger RNA. RefSeq names its product receptor activity modifying protein 1 (gene ramp1). Gene Ontology annotation, cellular component: membrane; cell surface; signaling receptor complex. The coding region runs from base 636 to 1085 and encodes 149 amino acids. Gene Ontology annotation, molecular function: coreceptor activity. The transcript has 3 exons. Lineage: Eukaryota; Metazoa; Chordata; Actinopteri; Pleuronectiformes; Pleuronectidae. Gene Ontology annotation, biological process: protein localization to plasma membrane; G protein-coupled receptor signaling pathway; calcium ion transport. The record is from RefSeq and is a predicted model, not a curated record.